AUGCUGGGAAGCACAGCUGUGAUGCUGCUACUGCUGCUCCCCUGGACUGCACAGACCCGGGCAGUCUCUGGGAGCAGCAACCCAUCCUGGACCCAGUGCCAGCAGCUGUCACAGAAGCUCUGCACCCUGGCUUGGAGUGCACAUCCAUCAGUAGGACAUGUGGAGCCACCAAGAGAAGAGGCAGAUGAAGAGACUACAGAUUAUGUCCCCCAUAUCCUAUGUGGGGAUGGCUGUGAUCCACAAGGACUCAAGGACAACAGUCAGUUCUGUUUGCAGAGGAUCUACCAGGGUCUGGUUUUCUACCAGAACCUGCUGGGCUCAGACAUUUUCACAGGGGAGCCUCCACUAUUCCCUGAUGGGCCUGUCAGCCAGCUUCACGCCUCCCUGCUGGGGCUCAGCCAACUGCUGCAGCCUGAGGUUCACCAGUGGGAGCCUCAGAUUCCCAGCCUCAGUCCCAACCAGCCAUGGCAGCGCCUUCUUCUGAGAAUCAAGAUCCUUCGCAGCUUCCAGGCCUUUGUGGCUGUAGCUGCCCGAGUCUUUGGCCAUGGAGCAGCAACCCUGACCCCUUAA
Molecule: messenger RNA, 570 nt
Organism: Cavia porcellus (domestic guinea pig)
Lineage: Eukaryota; Metazoa; Chordata; Mammalia; Rodentia; Caviidae
Gene: Il23a
Product: interleukin 23 subunit alpha
Exons: 4
Coding region: 1-570 (189 amino acids)
Biological process (GO): positive regulation of T cell proliferation; immune response; positive regulation of T-helper 17 cell lineage commitment
Cellular component (GO): extracellular region; interleukin-23 complex
Molecular function (GO): cytokine activity
Source: RefSeq, marked provisional